AUCAAAAUCAUCCAUUUCAAGAUCCUUUCUUUCAAAUCCUUUCAUCUUUUUCGUUGAGAAUAUCUGUAUAACCUAAUCGAGAUGGCACCCAAGGGAGAGAAGAAACCAGCGGAGAAGAAGCCCGUUUCAGAGAAACCAACGGAGGAGAAGAAGUCCGCUGCCGAGAAAUCCCCUGCAGAGAAGAAACCCAAGGCCGGAAAGAAGCUCCCUAAGGAUAGCAGCGGCGUCGCCGGAGAUAAGAAGAAGAAGAGGACGAAAAAGAGCAUUGAAACAUACAAGAUCUAUAUCUUCAAGGUUUUGAAACAAGUUCAUCCUGACGUCGGGAUCUCGAGCAAGGCUAUGGGGAUCAUGAACAGUUUCAUUAACGAUAUCUUCGAGAAGUUAGCUCAAGAAUCAUCAAAACUCGCACGUUACAACAAGAAGCCCACGAUUACAUCUCGGGAGAUUCAAACUGCUGUAAGACUUGUUCUUCCCGGUGAAUUGGCUAAACAUGCUGUUUCUGAAGGUACCAAGGCGGUGACCAAGUUUACAAGUUCUUAGAUUUGUUUUAUUGGGAGGUUGUUGGGGUUAAUAUUAGGGUUAUAUAAGUAUCCAUGUUUAACUCACUUAUCAUCAGUAUGUUUGUUUUUGUUUUGUUUAUCUGGUGUUUUAUAGAUCUUAAUCGUUUUCUUUGUUCUACUCAUGAAUUUCAAUAGACAAAUCUCACUGUUUACCAUUAUAAAUGAUUCUGUAAUGUUUUAGAACCUGUUAGUUUUGACUGUAA
This is a messenger RNA of Impatiens glandulifera, 763 nucleotides long. RefSeq names its product histone H2B-like. NCBI's taxonomy places the organism in Eukaryota, Viridiplantae, Streptophyta, Magnoliopsida, Ericales, Balsaminaceae. Gene Ontology annotation, molecular function: DNA binding; structural constituent of chromatin; protein heterodimerization activity. The record is from RefSeq and is a predicted model, not a curated record. Bases 82 to 540 code for a protein of 152 amino acids. Gene Ontology annotation, cellular component: nucleosome. The transcript has a single exon. Gene Ontology annotation, biological process: nucleosome assembly.